Messenger RNA from Linum tenue, 435 nucleotides. The record is from the annotation of a GenBank genome assembly. NCBI's taxonomy places the organism in Eukaryota, Viridiplantae, Streptophyta, Magnoliopsida, Malpighiales, Linaceae.
AUGACUUAUUCAGACAUACAAAAGGAUAUUGUACAUGCAAUUGCAACUGAAGUAACCAAGCAAAUCAUAUGCGAAAUUGCUGAUGAUAUUUUUUCUAUUUUGGUGGAUGAAGCUCGUGAUACAUCAAUCAAAGAGCAAAUGGCUAUUGUGUUGCGAUAUGUAAAUGAAGAAGGAUAUAUGAUGGAGAGGUUUCUUGGGAUUGCUCAUGUAACAGAUACAAAAGAUUUGACUCUUAAGAUGGAAAUUGAAUCAAUGCUUGUGACAAAUGGGUUGAGCUUGUCAAAAAUAAGAGGACAAGGCUUUGAUGGGGCAAGCAAUAUGAGUGGGGAAAUGAAUGGACUCAAGACUUUUUUUGCACCACCUUGGCCUAAUUCCUGGCUACGCCACUGUUGGUAUGUCAUUUGUAUAAGUAAUUUAGUUAAUAAAAGAGGAUAA